Drosophila novamexicana is the source of this 451-nucleotide messenger RNA. Its product is annotated as endocuticle structural glycoprotein SgAbd-9-like. The transcript has 3 exons. The record is from RefSeq and is a predicted model, not a curated record. Bases 52 to 423 code for a protein of 123 amino acids. Lineage: Eukaryota; Metazoa; Arthropoda; Insecta; Diptera; Drosophilidae.
GCGAAAAAGAUUGCUAUUCAGUCUAGUUUUAGAAGUGCAGCUUGCUUCAACAUGACAACUCCAAAAUUGAUACUUUUUGUUGCCCUGGUGGCAGUCAUGGCAGCCAGCUGCUCUGCUGGUUUCUUGGACUACGUUUUUCCCACUCUCAUGUCUGAGUAUUACAACCAGGUGCCCACUAAGGAGGGUUACCGCUUUAACUUGAAGGAUCCUAAUGGGAGCUCUCGUGAGGAAAUUGGUGUUAUUAUGAAUCCGGGCACACCCGAGGAGCAGCUGGUUGUGAUGGGUACCUACUCCACCUACGAUGAGAAAACAGAUACGGAUACUAUUACCAUGUAUACUGCCGAUAAGGAUGGUUACAAGACGCGCUAUCAGAUCAAGAAUCGAAAAUUGAGCGGGGGAAAUCUCAAAUCUUUAGCUGGCUAACAUUAAUUUAAAAAUGAAAAAAAAUAUU